This is a messenger RNA of Mercurialis annua (annual mercury), 2263 nucleotides long. RefSeq names its product ABC transporter B family member 27. Gene Ontology annotation, cellular component: membrane. Gene Ontology annotation, biological process: transmembrane transport. The coding region runs from base 149 to 2071 and encodes 640 amino acids. Gene Ontology annotation, molecular function: ATP binding; ABC-type oligopeptide transporter activity; ATP hydrolysis activity. Lineage: Eukaryota; Viridiplantae; Streptophyta; Magnoliopsida; Malpighiales; Euphorbiaceae. The record is from RefSeq and is a predicted model, not a curated record. The transcript has 17 exons.
ACAAAAUUAAGACUUUGUUACCUAAAAAAAAGAUAUUUUAUUUUCGUCCUAAAAAAUGACCAACUUCCAAUAGAUAGAGAGAGCACAAAAAUGCAGAACCAACGCCAAGUAUCAGAGUAGACUUCAAUUUCUCAGCGGCAGCGAUCUGAUGGGCAAAGGACAGCACUUGGAUUGGACAGCAAGGUCCAUAACAUCCGGAGGAAGUGAACGAAUUUCUCUUUUGUCAAGACAGGCACAAAGGAAUGCAAAUGAAGACCAAUCUCCAAAUGACCUUGAAAUUGGGGAUGGAGUGGAGGCUGCAAAUGUUGGAUUUGGUAGAGUUUUUUCUUUGGCGAAACCUGAAGCUGGGAAGCUAGCUGUUGGUACUAUUGCAUUGCUGAUAGCGUCCACGUCGAGUAUUCUGAUUCCUAAAUUUGGAGGCAUGAUCAUAGACAUCGUGUCAAGAGAUAUAGGAACUCCUGAAGAGCAGUCAGAAGCUAUGGAUGCAGUCAAGAAUACCAUACUAGAAAUUGUGCUAAUAGUUGUAACUGGUUCUGUGUGCACUGCACUUCGAGCAUGGCUAUUUACUUCUGCUAGUGAAAGAGUUGUAGCUCGCCUGAGAAAGAACUUAUUCAGCCACCUAAUUAAUCAGGAAAUAGCCUUCUUUGAUGUUACUCGAACAGGAGAACUUCUAAGCCGGCUGUCAGAAGACACACAGGUCAUAAAAAAUGCUGCAACAACCAAUCUUUCUGAGGCUCUGCGUAAUUUAACAACUGCAUUAAUUGGCGUUAUCUUCAUGUUUACAUCAUCAUGGAAACUAACAUUGCUGGCUUUGGUCGUGGUCCCAUUCAUUUCAGUUGCUGUAAGAAUUUUUGGGCGCUAUCUUCGUGAACUUUCACACGCUACUCAAGCUGCAGCUGCAGUAUCUGCUUCAAUAGCUGAGGAAUCCUUUGGGGCCAUACGAACAGUAAGAUCUUUUGCUCAAGAAAACUAUGCCAUUUCAAACUAUUCAGAAAAAGUUGACGAGACACUAAAGCUGGGACUCAGGCAAGCAAGAGUGGUCGGUCUGUUCUUUGGAGGGCUAAAUGCAGCAUCCACUUUAUCUGUCAUCGUAGUUGUAGUUUAUGGUGCAUACCUGACAAUACUAGGCUCCAUGACUGCGGGCUCCCUUACGUCCUUCAUUCUUUAUAGUCUCACAGUUGGUUCUUCAGUAUCAUCUUUAUCAGGAUUAUAUACAACUGCAAUGAAAGCUGCUGGGGCAAGUAGGAGAGUAUUCCAGCUUCUGGAUCGUGUCUCAAGCAUGUCAAAAUCUGGAGAAAAGUGUCCUAUAAGUCAUCCAGAUGGUGAGAUGGAGUUGGACGAUGUCUGGUUUGCUUAUCCUUCCCGCCCAAGUCACAUGGUCCUCAAGGGUAUAACAUUGAAGCUAAAUCCAGGUUCAAAAGUUGCUCUGGUCGGCCCAAGUGGUGGUGGAAAGACAACAAUAGCAAACUUAAUAGAAAGGUUCUAUGAUCCUCUAAAGGGAAAGGUCUUGCUCAAUGGAGUUCCUCUAGUGGAAAUAUCACAUGAGUAUCUUCACAGAAAGGUUAGUAUAGUGAGCCAGGAGCCAGUUCUCUUCAAUUGUUCUAUAGAAGAGAACAUUGCGUAUGGAUUCGAUGGCAAAGCUAGUUUUGCAGACAUAGAAUCUGUAGCUAGGAUGGCUAACGCACAUGAAUUCAUCGACAAGUUUCCGGAAAAAUAUCAAACAGUGGUUGGUGAACGCGGGUUAAGGCUGUCAGGAGGCCAAAAGCAGAGAGUGGCCAUUGCAAGAGCACUAUUGAUGAAUCCAAAAAUCUUACUAUUAGAUGAAGCCACAAGUGCUCUAGAUGCAGAAAGUGAAUAUCUUGUUCAGGAUGCGAUGGAUUCUCUGAUGAAAGGUAGGACAGUUCUAGUGAUAGCACACAGGCUUUCUACAGUUAAAAGUGCAGACAUUGUUGCUGUGAUAUCUGACGGUGAGAUAGCCGAAAGCGGCACUCAUGAAGAGCUUCUCAGCAAAAAUGGCAUUUACACUGCACUUGUUAGGAGACAGCUUCAAGAAACCAAGACUACACUUUAAAUUUUGAAAGCCAAGAGACAUGUAAUUUUUCACAUCAAUGCUACAGUCUACUGAUGCUAUCAACUCUUUUGAUUAGGUUAAGUCAGAAACUGAAAAACAAAUACUAGAAAUGUUCAUCCAUCCCACUCUGCUGUGGUUAACUAUAGUUAUCAUAAUCAAUAAAGAUAAUCACUAUCAUCUUCCUAGAGUUAA